AAUUUCCUUCUGUAAUACUAAUUGCUCAAAUCUUAAUAACUAUUGUUGGGUAGUGUGUUGAAGGUGAUGAAGAAAUUUUCAUUAUAUUAAUGGGGUUCAAAUUCAGCCAUUUACAUUGUUUAUAUUAGUAGUAGUCCUUCUAAGCCAGCAGCAGCAGAGAAUUUGCAGAAGAUACAAAGAUCUCUCACAGUUCAACUCUGACCAUUUUCGAAGAAAACGGUGGAAAUUUUGCAUCUAACAAGCUUCUCUUAUUCAACCAAUAUUAUAGCAGAAACAGUCCGAGUAGAAAUUCAGCUGCGAGUGGAAGAGAGGAAUAUUUUGCAGUAAAUCAUUCACAUCUAACAUGGCCGUUUCUCUUCCUUCACGAACAAUUGUCUUCCAAACCCAAAGAAACUCCCAGUUUUCAACUGCUCACAUUUCAAACCCUCAAAUUAGUCUCAACACCAAACUCUCUACCCCUACUGAAAAGUCGCUCUCCACUAGAAAUGGAUCUCUUUUUGUAAGGAAAGCUUCAGCAGUAAUUGGUCAGAAUGGGGUCGUAGUAAAUGAGAAGAAAAGGGACGUAAAAAAUCCAAUUGUUGUGAUUGACAAUUAUGAUAGUUUUACAUACAAUCUUUGCCAGUACAUGGGAGAGAUGGGUUGUGCUAUUGAAGUCUACAGAAAUGAUGAACUCACUGUAGAGGAACUCAAAAAGAGAAAUCCAAGAGGGAUUCUCAUAUCUCCCGGACCAGGUACCCCUCAAGAUUCAGGAAUCUCUUUACAAACUGUUCUUGAGCUUGGACCUAUUGUUCCCCUGUUUGGUGUUUGUAUGGGAUUACAAUGCAUCGGAGAAGCUUAUGGUGGAAAGAUUAUUCGUGCACCAUCUGGAGUUAUGCACGGCAAAAGCUCUCCGGUGUUUUAUGAUGAAAAAGGGGAGGAUGGUCUGCUUGCAGGUUUACCAAACCCUUUCACUGCUGGUAGAUAUCACAGCCUUGUGAUUGAAAAUGAAAGCUUUCCUGGUGAUGAAUUGGAGAUUACAGCAUGGACCGAAGAUGGAUCGAUUAUGGCUGUCAGGCACAAGAAGUAUAAGUAUCUUCAGGCUGUUCAAUUUCAUCCGGAGAGCAUCAUAACAACUGAAGGGAAGACCAUUGUACGCAACUUUGUGAAACUGGUUGAGAAAUUUGAGAACGCCUGAAGGAAAGUGCAAGCUGUGAAAUGUCUACAAUUAAGUAAGUUACUGCAUCAAUUCUAUAUAUUUGUCGUGUGUCUAGAACUUCUUUAUGUUUUCUUUUCAAGGUUUGUAUCAGAAUUCACCUCCCUAUUAGAGAGGCAUUUACAAACAGAGUAAAGAAACUAGAAAGCAUUUGUAGAACUUCUGUCAAUUAUCUAAGCCCUGAGUCAUUAAACUCUCAACUGCAGCAUUAUUAGCUACUUUCUUAUA
This is a messenger RNA of Papaver somniferum (opium poppy), 1420 nucleotides long. RefSeq names its product anthranilate synthase beta subunit 1, chloroplastic-like. The record is from RefSeq and is a predicted model, not a curated record. Gene Ontology annotation, cellular component: cytosol. The transcript is spliced from 2 exons. Bases 344 to 1174 code for a protein of 276 amino acids. Gene Ontology annotation, biological process: L-tryptophan biosynthetic process. NCBI's taxonomy places the organism in Eukaryota, Viridiplantae, Streptophyta, Magnoliopsida, Ranunculales, Papaveraceae.